AUGGUUGAAGCCGCUGUGGGGAGGAGGCAAGUUGACGAAGCUCUCCUCAACUUUGUGAAGAAGAUUCGGGGAGUGGACCUGAACUUCGACGCGGUGGAGGAGAAGCUCGCGGCCAAGUUGGCGAAGAGCAUCGCAGAUGGGGAUGCGAUCGACGAGGUUGUUAUCGAUGAUGAUGACUUCGCUCCGCCUAACAGCCUUAAACGGCUGGUGCUGCCGGGAUCUCCUUCUCGUCGAGACGGUGAUGGUGCUGGAUCCGGGUGCGGGACCCUCUACUUCUGGGGCCAACGACGAGCUCUAGAAACUCGAUUUAUGCUUCCGACUUCAAAGCUUCGUGCGGGUGACGAGGUAGCGGUUUUUCGCUCGUCCGACGAACUGAGAGCCGUGCGAGGUGUGUGCGUAAUGUCGACAAGUUUAUGCUUAUGCCAGAUGAGGCGCGCUUGUCGAGAUUAA
Molecule: messenger RNA, 450 nt
Organism: Microthlaspi erraticum
Lineage: Eukaryota; Viridiplantae; Streptophyta; Magnoliopsida; Brassicales; Brassicaceae
Source: the annotation of a GenBank genome assembly